This is a messenger RNA of Mesocricetus auratus (golden hamster), 5291 nucleotides long. It is a transcript of the gene Znf23, whose product is annotated as zinc finger protein 23. NCBI's taxonomy places the organism in Eukaryota, Metazoa, Chordata, Mammalia, Rodentia, Cricetidae. Gene Ontology annotation, biological process: negative regulation of transcription by RNA polymerase II. The record is from RefSeq and is a predicted model, not a curated record. The coding region runs from base 1244 to 3145 and encodes 633 amino acids. The transcript has 5 exons. Gene Ontology annotation, molecular function: DNA-binding transcription repressor activity, RNA polymerase II-specific; RNA polymerase II cis-regulatory region sequence-specific DNA binding.
CCGGUCGCGCCGCGGGUCGUGCGGCGCAGGUGAGUGCGGACUCGCUGCUGCGGUGAGCGGUGUCCUGGCGGUCCUCACGCAGGGUCUCCCGCAGCCAGCCUUGCGGCCCACCACGUCUCGGUGCCCACGGUGGCGACGCGUGUGUGGCGGGCCGCACGCCAGGUCCAGAGCGCUUAGCAGGUGGCCGGUCGGAGGAGCUGUGUCUCUGCAGCCCGAGGGUGACUGCGGUGCGGGGACGAAGCGGCUCGAGGUGACAUCGCCAGUCUUUGGACGCACUGCAUCCCGGCAGGCGCUUCAGCUCCGGCCCUUCCUUGAGAGAGACCAGGUGAUGGCAGCCAUGAUCCCGUCAGUUUGGCCCCAGGUGAGCUGUGGGUCCCUCAUCUCUUCCUCUGGGCAGUUCAGAUUGAGAACUGAGAAGAGACCUGGUGAGACUGGGGAUAAAAACCUGCUUCUGCCUGCCAAGCUGGAUCUUGUGGGGAAGGUGGACAGGCAAGUGGCAGAGACUGGGGCGCUGACCAGUGAAGGCAGCAGCAAAGUGAGCGUAGCAGAGGCAGUCACUCAAGGGUCUCUGCCACUGCACACCAGCACCUGGCAGAGGGAUUUGGGGAAUGGGGCAGUGGAAACCACCCAUGUGUGUUCUUUGCAUGAAUACAAACGGAGGGGCCGCAGAGGUUUGGGGUGACUAAUAGCUGGGGUGGGAGAAGACGAAGAGCUGCAGAUGAAUGAGAAGGAUGGCUGUCUCUGAGGAGGAGGGAUGGGGAAGAUGAUGGGAAGUGGGAGCAAGGAAGCAAAAGACAGGAGACCUGGGCCCUUGGCUGGGGUCUAUGUGGGGAGUCAGGUGGUAAGUGGGAUAGAUGCCCCUGGUGGGGUGGGAGCAUCUGUUUUAGCAAUGAGGAUGAGGGUAAUGAGUGGAGGAACUAGGGGGUGGAGGUAAGCCACGGAGGAGCCAAGAUCUCACAGGGAUGCGUGGGAACUGCAGAUGCCUCCAACCGUCUGCUAAUGAGGGAGUAGCCCAAGAGCAGAAUUGAUGCAGCGUAAUUUGCUUACGGGAAUUCUUUUUCUUUCAGCCCAGUGUGAAAAUGGCAUGCGGAUUCUCUGCUGGCCUGAGCCAUGGAAUUGGCCCUAGGGCAGCAAGAACCUGUUGUUUCAGAAGUUGGUGACCUUUGAGGACGUGGCUGUGUACUUCACUCAGACGGAAUGGGAUAUUCUGUCCCCUGGACAGAGGGCACUGUACAAGGAUGUAAUGCUGGAGAAUUAUAGGAACUUGGCCUCCAUGGGAUUUCCAUUUCUCAAACCUGCUUUGAUCUCACAGCUAGAGGAAGGAAAGGAUCUGGAAAACCUGUCUGAGCUGGCCACUGGAACAGACUCCCAGGGCCUCUGGACUGAAUAUACUGCUAUCCAGAUUGGCAAUAAUUUGACAAAAGAAGUGUAUGAAGAAAAAAAGAGUAUGUUAUUUGACCUUCAGAAGGACUUUCGCCAGGAAACCAAUUUUUCAAAAACUUCUAUUGUAGACCAACAACAGGAAAUCCACUUAACAGGAAGUGUGAAAGAGAAUAUCAGUGCCACUAAUGGAAGAGUUAAGACAAGCUCUACGGACGGGUAUUUAUUUAGUCAGACUCCAAAUGUGUCUCAGAACCAUACCAACUCCAUUGAAGAACAAUAUUCUGAUACCAAACUUACUAAUAAUGAAAAAAUUACUACAGCGGGGAGUUCUUUAAAACACAAAGAAUUAACAGAAACCUCUCAAGGUAGCUCUCAAGUCAAUCAGUUUCUAGAAAGCUCUACUGUGGAGAAGCCUUAUCAAUGUACAGAAUGUGGCAAAGCCUUCAACGUUAAAGCAAAAUUUGUUUGGCAUCAAAGACUUCAUAAUGGAGAGAAACCUUUCAAAUGUGUGGAGUGUGGGAAAUGCUUUAGCUACAGCUCCCACUAUAUCACGCAUCAGACAAUCCACAGUGGAGAAAAGCCUUAUCAGUGUAAGGUGUGUGGGAAAGCCUUCAGUGUUAAUGGAAGUCUAGUUAGACACCAGAGGAUACAUACCGGAGAGAAGCCCUAUCAGUGCCAGGAAUGUGGGACUGGCUUCGGCUGUAGCUCUGCAUACAUCACACAUCAGAGAACCCACACUGGGGAGAAGCCUUAUGAGUGUGGUGACUGUGGGAAAGCUUUCAAUGUUAAUGCGAAGCUAAUUCAGCAUCAGAGAAUUCACACUGGAGAGAAACCUUACGAGUGUGAUGUGUGUGGGAAAGGCUUCAGGUGUAGCACUCAGCUAAGGCAGCAUCAGAGUAUACAUACUGGAGAAAAACCACAUCGGUGUAGCGAAUGCGGAAAAGGCUUCACGAAAAAUGCAAAACUCAUUCAGCAUCAAAGAGUCCACACAGGUGAGAAACCCUAUGAGUGCAGCGAAUGUGGGAAGACUUUUAGUGCCAAAGGGAAGUUAAUCCAGCACCAGAGAAUCCACACAGGCGAGAGACCUUAUGAAUGUAAUGAAUGUGGGAAAUCUUUUCGGUGUAACUCCCAGCUUCGGCAGCAUCUGAGAAUCCACACUGGGGAGAAGCCAUAUAAGUGCAGUGAGUGUGGAAAGGCCUUCAACGUUAAUGCGAAACUAAUGCAGCAUCGGAGAACUCACACAGGGGAAAAACCUUUUGAAUGUAAUGAAUGUGGAAAGUGCUUUACUUCUAAAAGAAACCUCCUUGAUCAUCAGCGGACCCAUACUGGAGAAAAGCCAUUUCAAUGUAAGGAAUGUGGGAAAGCUUUCAGUAUCAAUGCCAAGUUAACGAGACAUCAACAAAUACAUACUAGGGAGAAACCUUUCAAGUGUAUGGAAUGCGGGAAAGCAUUCAGCUGUAGUUCUGACUAUAUUGUGCACCAGAGAAUCCACACUGGAGAGAAACCCUUUCAAUGUAGUGAGUGUGGGAAAGCCUUCCAUGUCAAUGCUCAUUUAAUUAGACACCAGAGAAGCCAUACUGGGGAAAAACCUUUCCGAUGUGUUGAGUGCGGCAAAGGCUUCAGCCUUAGUUCUGACUGUAUUAUACACCAGACUGUGCAUACUUGGAAGAAGCCCUAUGUGUGUAGUAUAUGUGGAAAAACUUUCAGAUUUAGCUUCCAACUUAGUCAGCACCAAGCUGUUCAUAGUGGAGAAAAAGCCUAACAGAUGAAGAAAACAACAAACAAAAAAUGCUAUGUUUAAUAGGAAAUAGAUCAUGACUCAUCAAUUAUUACUCAGAAGAAAACCACCACCAGAGGGAAUGAAUAUGGCAGUCUUCAUUUAGAAACAAUGUUUUUGUUUUACUCUAUUUUUAAUCAAGAUUAGAUGAGCAACUGGAAAGUUGUAUCUAAAAUAACUUAGUCAGGCAAUAUAAUGAAAGAAAACAUUCUAUCCCCGGCAGCAUCAGGACAAGUAGAUUUUCUAGGAAUAAUUAUUUUGUGGGACUAAAGAAAAUUAAGGAUUCUCCACUGAGGGAAACCAAAGGAAAAGGGAUGGAGAGAAAUUAAGUUAUUUCUGUUUAGUUUUUGACAACAAGAGUACAUUACAUUUCCUGAAAAGGGGGGAGAUAUUUAAAAAAUUGUUUGAUACAAGUCUAAAAAUAUCAGAUCCAGGGACUGGAGAGAUGGCUCAGUGGUUAAGAGCACUGGCUAUUCUUCCAGAGGUCCUGAGUUCAAUCCCCAGCAGCCAUAUGGUGGCUCACAAGCAUCUGUAAUAGGAUCUGAUGACCUCCUGGCAUGCAGGUAUACAUGCGGAGCACUCAUACAUAAAAAAAAUAAAUAAAGUUAAAAAUAUUUUUAGAAAUCAGAUCCAAAGUAGAGAUGAACUAUAAGGAAAAUGUUGGCAAAUGACUCAUUGAAAAAUAAACCUGUGUGUUCUGUCGUUAAUAAUUCCAAAUAAGUUUGAAAUGUAAAGCAUACACACAAAAAUGGAAAUACCAUUGUAAAAUUUGUGAUAUAAAGUGUAAUAUAUAGUAUCCAGAUUUUACAAAAGAUAACUUACAAAUCAACAGUGACAUUAACAGGCAACGCUUCAAAAUCACAAGCAUUCGAAAAAGUGUUCCACCUUAGUCAUACUCCAAGGAGUGAAAAUUAGUGAGGACAUUUUUGCAUGUCACAUUGAGCAUAUGAUAUGCAUAUCCCCCAAUACUAUGCAGCCCUCAGUAAUUAUAGAUGCUAUAUUUGCUAUAGAUGCCUGCCAUACAAGCAUAAAAUAUAUUUAACAAAAUAGCACAUUAGAGCUCCUAUUUUGUAGUGUCUGAACUCUUCAAACAUGGCUAUGUCCUGAAGGAAUGUGUCUGCCUUGGAUUUCAACUCUGUGAUGUCUUGGGUUCCAUGAAAAUGUUGGAAUUCUCAAGCUACUCUGUGAAGUCUCUCACCCACUUUAAAGAAAUCUAAGUCAGUCAUUGGUAAGAUCAUGUAAGCUGCCAAGAAGCUGAGAAACAGCAGUUAUAUAUUUCUGCUGUGUUGUCAGCUGUUAAUGGGUAGUAAGGGAAAUGUUUUUCUACUCAGAACAACUCUACUACCAAAUAUUCAGGUUUCUAUACCAGUUCAGUUGUCUGCAGACACCAACUAGAUGCCCUCCAACUUCUAUCAGUUUGGAUACUACCCAUAAUAAACAUCCUACUGGUGAAAUUGGCUCAGUCUGGGAAGACUGCCUCACCCCCUCCCCCCAUCUUCAGACACUAGUGAUGAGUCCUACAUUUCUGAUUUGGCUACAAAUUGAACCCUUCUGAGUUCAGUAAUUUGCUGCAGUAUCUCACGGAACCUAGAGAGACAAUUUACAGCUACGAUUACUCUAGAGACUAUUGUGAAUGUCACAUGAACAGCCACAUGAAGAGAUACUUAGAGCAAGGGCCACAGGGUUCCCAUGUGCAGGUGCUUUUGCCCUCCAUGGAGUUGGUUCACAUCUCCCUAUGUCUGUUGGGAUGUUUGGUGGUUGUCUGUCUCUAGGUCAGCAGUAAGCAGGAUAAAAUGGAAACUUGGCACCUUGAAAGCUAUCAAUUCUAUGAACACAAGCAUUAGGCAACCCAGAGAACUGGUGUUUUUCUUCCAUACAGCAGUUCUUUGCAAGACAUCUUCAUUGAAACGUGCAAGGGCUAGUGAGAUGGCUCAGCAGGUAAAGGCCCAAGUCCAGUCUCUAGAACCCAUAUGGUAGAAAGAGCAGAACUCACACAAGUUUCUCUGGUCUCUGUGCGUGCAUGAAAAUAAUCAAAUUUUAAAACUAGAAUACCCAUAUAAUAAAAUUAAGCAUUCUGAUCCUUUUGAAGUGUGCAAUUUGUCUUUCCAAAUAAAUCUAGUAAAUUGAAAAA